CCGGCGCGGAGACCACCGUGGACCUCCGGGGGCGGGAGGCCGCUCUGGCCCCAAGCGGAGCCUCUCGUUUGUAGACGGGCCCGAGGGAGCCUCUCUGGGCGCAGCGCCGCUGAGCUGCUCGAUGCUCCAGCCGGAAGUGCUCUUCACCGCCUGCCUCCCACCCGCCUCUCUGGUCCCGGCGGUAAGAUGGCGGCUGCCGCGGAGUGCGAUGUGGUAAUGGCGGCGACCGAGCCAGAGCUGCACGACGACGGGGAAGCGAAGAGGGAAGCAGAGUCUUUCAAGGAACAAGGAAACGCAUACUAUGCCAAGAAAGAUUACAAUGAAGCUUAUAACUAUUAUACAAAAGCCAUAGAUAUGUGUCCUAAGAAUGCUAGCUAUUAUGGGAAUCGAGCAGCCACUUUGAUGAUGCUCGGAAAGUUCCGGGAAGCUCUUGGAGACGCACAGCAGUCAGUGAGGCUGGAUGACAGUUUCGUCCGGGGCCAUCUACGAGAGGGUAAAUGCCACCUAUCUCUAGGGAAUGCCAUGGCGGCGUGUCGUAGUUUCCAGAGGGCCCUAGAACUGGAUCACAGAAAUGCUCAGGCACAGCAGGAGUUCAAGAAUGCUAAUGCAGUCAUAGAAUAUGAGAAAAUAGCAGAAACGGAUUUUGAGAAGCGCGAUUUUCGAAAGGUGGUUUUCUGCAUGGACCGUGCCCUAGAAUUUGCCCCUGCGUGCCAUCGCUUCAAAAUCCUCAAAGCAGAGUGUUUAGCAAUGCUAGGUCGUUAUCCGGAAGCACAGUCUGUGGCCAGCGACAUUUUACGAAUGGAUUCUACCAAUGCGGAUGCUCUGUAUGUACGAGGUCUUUGCCUUUAUUACGAAGAUUGUAUUGAGAAGGCGGUGCAGUUUUUUGUACAGGCUCUCAGGAUGGCUCCUGACCAUGAGAAGGCCUGCAUUGCUUGCAGAAAUGCCAAAGCACUUAAAGCAAAGAAAGAAGAUGGGAAUAAAGCAUUUAAAGAAGGAAAUUACAAGCUAGCCUAUGAACUGUACACAGAAGCCCUGGGGAUAGAUCCCAACAAUAUAAAAACCAAUGCUAAACUCUACUGUAAUCGGGGCACGGUUAAUUCCAAGCUUAGGAAACUAGAUGAUGCAAUAGAAGACUGCACGAGUGCAGUGAAGCUCGAUGCCACUUAUAUAAAAGCCUACUUGAGAAGAGCUCAGUGUUACAUGGACACAGAACAGUAUGAAGAAGCAGUGCGGGACUAUGAGAAAGUGUAUCAGACGGAGAAAACAAAAGAACACAAACAGCUCCUAAAAAAUGCACAGGUGGAACUGAAGAAGAGUAAGAGGAAAGAUUACUACAAAAUUCUGGGAGUGGACAAGAAUGCCUCCGAGGACGAGAUCAAGAAAGCUUACCGGAAACGGGCCUUGAUGCACCAUCCAGACCGGCACAGUGGAGCCAGUGCCGAAGUGCAGAAGGAGGAGGAGAAAAAGUUCAAGGAAGUUGGAGAAGCUUUUACCAUCCUCUCUGAUCCCAAGAAAAAGACUCGCUACGACAGUGGACAGGACCUGGAUGAGGAGGGCAUGAAUAUGGGCGAUUUUGACGCAAACAACAUCUUCAAGGCAUUCUUUGGCGGUCCUGGGGGCUUCAGCUUUGAAGCAUCUGGUCCGGGGAAUUUCUUUUUUCAGUUUGGCUAAUGAAAGGAAACCGUCCAGAGCCCAGAAAGCGCAGACUUGCUCAGUGUAGCCUUGGACGUGGGCACGGUUCACCUCCUCCCUUCAUCGCGUCUCCCCGUCCUUAGAGCAGUUUCGUUCUCUUAGUUGGAUACCCUGUGUCUGUGUGAGUGGGGGGGAAUGAAAGGGAGCCAGCGCCGAAGACUGCGGGGAGGGGAGGGGAGGGAGGUGGGGGGUGGACAGGGAGGCAGCUUGUGAAUUUUUGUUUUACUGUUUAACUUUAUUAAAAAAGAAAAAAAUUAAGAGAAUAAAAUGUUUUGACCUUUCCGGCACCUCGCUCUGGCAGCUGCUUUGUGCCACUGCAGUCGGUAGGCCGGAGCGGAGCCCCCCGUGUGGAGCAGGCGCGGAUGUGGUCAUAGGCUCAGCGCCUGCCCGGACGGCUCUGGGCACCCGGGGCCUGGUGGCAGGGCGAUGCUGCCCACCGCUCCUGAUCCUGUUUGGCCUGAGUGCUGCACGGGCCUGAGCAUGCUGUGGGGCCCCGCCCGGCGUCAGUCCAGGUGAUUUGAUGGUAAGGGCCACCAGAACUCACUAGAAGCUGUGUGUGUCCAGAGCGCACGCAGAGUGUGGCUGGGACAGAGGAGGUUUACACAGGCCCUCACAGCCCUGCGGCCGCUGCAGGCUAAGGGACAUGGGGACAGGGACAGAAUCCUGCCUCCUUGACCCCAGGCCCUUUCCAGGUAGGACACGCAGUUUCUGGGCCCCAGGGUCCGGGGCACAGAUCUUAAGCUCACCUGGUUGGAAGCACCAUUCUUAGUAAAUACGGCUCACCUUCUGCACUGCUGUCCCUGUGUGUGGGAGACAAGCUGGGGGAGGACGCGGUGGCCAGUGUCCUGCUGUUCAAGUCAAGCAUAGUGUUUGUGGCAGGUAAUUGUUUUAGGGGUUACAGGCAGAGGGAUUUGAGACUUUGGCACUUAGAUUUUUGGCGCUUUUGGUGGUAGAGCUGGCUGGGAAAGGACCAUCGACCAAACAGGGAACCCUGCUUCUCUUUCUUCUGAGCCCUAGCCCCUUUCCAGUCUUCCCCCGCUGGCACCAAGGCCAUGGCGAUAGGAUGACUGUGUUAGGCCUGAGAAGCUCCCCUGUUGGCCCGAACGGAACUCCUGCAAGUCAGGUCUUCCCUUGUGUGUGCAGUACGCUGACCUGAGAACGGGCAGAAGCCCAGACCAGGAACCGUGGGUCUGAUUGCUUGGGGCUGGCACACCUGUGGGCCUGUUGCCGCAGUUAAUGGAGGAUGACAGGCUCUGCUCCACGUCCCUCAGACCCAGCCACCCCCCACUUUCUGUGUGCGUCUAAGAUCAGCCGCCCUCCUUUCUGCCGCCUCAUGAAAGCCAACACUGUUUGGCUGCCCAACCUCACCACAGCUGUGCCCAGCCAGCAGAGGGGAGACAGGACCGAUGGCCCCAAGCUGCGGGACAAAGCCAGUCCUGAUACACCAGCCCUGGCUCCAGGGAAGACUGAGCUGGGCACAGAAGGGUGAGAGACACUGCACACGGCUAGGAUUAACACGGUUUAUUUCACGGUCAGUCUUACAAGUCACUGAGGUCGGGCAAAGCCAGGAUAGUAACUUAAAUCUCAAGCACUUUCAUCCAGUGACAACCCGAUUAGCAAGGCCCUGUUACUGGGGGGGGCAGCGGAGGGCACCCCAGGAACCACAGCACAUGUACCAAUGUUAAAAACCCCUUCUCAGAGGCACCAGCUAGGGCUUGGCCCUCACCAGCCAGGGGUCCACUCCAUUGGCUCCUGGUCCCCACCGACUGACCCCCUGUCGAGGCGGCGCAGGGGCCUCCUGGGGCACCAAGGAGGCAAGCUGGACUGGGCAGACAGUACUUUCUCUGGCUUCAAUCUCCCCAUCCCCAUAGCAGAGCCACCCUGCCGGAAAGGAUGGCAGCCCAUCCCCUCUCUGGGGCGAGACCUGCAGCCGGCUGGGAUGUGGCUGUCCCUAGUCACAGUGUAAAGGAGGAGGGGACAGGCACUUAGGGCCAAAGGUGGGACGUAAAGACCCUUGUAAGCCCUGGUAAAAAGCCCCAGCCUACAUCAUGGGGCUGCAGUGAUUAAGAUGCGGGGUCAAAGCCCAGGGAUUCCCCCACCCUCUCAAAUCAAUGGCCAGUUUCCCACGGCCACCGUGACCACACUGUGGGGACAUGCAGCUCUGGGGUGUCUCCCCGCUGGCCGGCUCAGGGCGGGGACAGGGGACCUGGGACAGGUGGCAGGGCUUGGGGCUGUGGCUGCGGCUCCAGGCCCAGCUUGGCUUAGCCUCGUCAGCUUUGCUCUGGGUUCCUGACUGGCGCUCCCCACACCCCUCUUGUGUUGAAAGCUUGGGUGUUAGAGGGGACGAGGGAGGGCAGGAAAAGUUACUUUACAAAUUUUUAAAAAGUUACAGAAAGGUUAACUUUAAAAAAAAAAAA
This is a messenger RNA of Ailuropoda melanoleuca (giant panda), 4109 nucleotides long. It is a transcript of the gene DNAJC7, whose product is annotated as DnaJ heat shock protein family (Hsp40) member C7. NCBI's taxonomy places the organism in Eukaryota, Metazoa, Chordata, Mammalia, Carnivora, Ursidae. Gene Ontology annotation, molecular function: protein binding. The transcript has 14 exons. The record is from RefSeq and is a predicted model, not a curated record. The coding region runs from base 187 to 1671 and encodes 494 amino acids.